Molecule: messenger RNA, 2125 nt
Organism: Solanum lycopersicum (tomato)
Lineage: Eukaryota; Viridiplantae; Streptophyta; Magnoliopsida; Solanales; Solanaceae
Product: cyclic dof factor 1-like
Biological process (GO): regulation of DNA-templated transcription
Molecular function (GO): DNA-binding transcription factor activity; DNA binding
Source: RefSeq, a predicted model, not a curated record
AGAAAGAGAAAGACAAGAUCUAUAGCCACAUACAACUUAUGGCUCUAAAUUAACGAUUGCUCACCUGGCAUAACACCUCUUUUUUAUUUUGAUUACACUUCGUUUCGUUUGAGAAAAAAAUUUAUAACCUCUUUAUUUAUAAAAAGUUCGUUGGAUUAUACUUUAUAUUGAAUUUAAAUCUUAAAAAUAUUUUAGAGGAGAAUAUGAUAAAACACCUGUUUUGGUAAACCAACCAAAGCCUAAAACCAGACCCAUAACAAAGAAAGUGUUAGUGGGUGUCAGAUCUCUUUCUCUCUGCCUCUGCUGAAUGAAUUAAAGUGUCAAUAAUCCCAAAAAUUCAUCUCAUAUUAUCUGUUCCUCUUUCUUUCUUUCUUUCUGUUCUCUGCUAUUAUACUAUACUUUUAAUCUUUGGGACUUGCCAAUGUCUGAAGCAAUUGCUAUAAAGGAUCCUGCCAUUAAGCUCUUUGGUUGGACUAUUCAGUUACCCGAUUUUCCGGCUCCGGCGCCGGAGGAUAGUAGUUUCUUAGCUGGAGAAGUCGAGCAAGAGCUCAAGGGUCUAUAUGAUGAUUGUAUUGAUGACAAUGAACAUUUGACUACUGAGGAUUCACAGGAUCAGAAUCCAAUUCAGCAGAGAUGUGAUAUUAUAAAUUAUUAUGAAUCUUCUACAGCCAAAACGUCAAAAAGUAAAGAGGAACACGGUGAAACAAGCAACUCACACGAGAGAAACCUGAAAAAACCAGAGAAGACACUUCCAUGCCCUCGCUGUAAUAGCAUGGAAACAAAAUUCUGUUACUUCAACAAUUACAACGCCAGCCAGCCUAGACACUUCUGCAAGAAUUGUCAGAGAUAUUGGACUGCUGGUGGGACUAUGAGGAAUGUGCCUGUAGGUGCUGGUCGUCGGAAACACAAGAACUCGGUUUUGCAUUAUAGUCACGUAUCCGUCUCUGAAGCACUAUCAAAUGUAAGAACAAAUUUUCCUACUGAAACCCAGCAUCCUCCCCUCACGCUCAAUGGAACAAUUCUGUCAUUUGAUACUGACAAACCCGUAUCUGAGUCGAUGGUUUCAGUUUUGAACGUUGCUGAUAAAGGUAUGCAAAAUUGUUCUGGGAAUGGGUUUCAAAAAUAUAAAGAGCUUCGAAUUCAAGCUGGAGAUAAUGGAGAUGAUCAUUCCGAUGGAUCUUCGGUUACUGCUAUAAGUUCAAAGGAUAGUGAUAAUGGAUUACCUAACACUCCAAGGAAGAACUACAACAGCUUUCCAACUCAUUUACCUUGCUUUACUGGAGCUCCUUGGCCAUACAUAUGGAGUUCUGUGCACUGUAGAAAUGCAGUACCUCCACCUGGUUACUCCCUUCCCGGCAUUCCUAUGUCUUUCAUCCCUGCAACCACUUAUUGGGGUUGUACAAUACCAGGCUCUUGGAAUGUCCCUUGGAUGUCCCCACCCACUGCUUCCCACAACCAAAUGCCUCUAACUCCUGAUCCUAAUUCUCCAACUUCGAGGAAACAUUCAAGGGAUGAGAAUGUGCUGAAAUCGACAGGCACUGAGGAAGAGCAACGAAAAGAAAGUGAUCCUGGGAAGCGUCUAUGGUUUCCUAAAACAUUGCGAAUUGAUGAUCCAGGAGAAGCUGCAAAGAGUCCUAUCUGGGCAACAUUAGGAAUUAAACAUGAGGUUGUUAAUUCAGUUGGUGGAGGUCUUCUCAGUGACUUUCUGCCGAAGAAUGAUGAGAGGAGUUGUGUUUCAGAAAACUCUACCUUAUUACAAGUAAAUCCAGCAGCAAUGUCCAGGUCGUUAAAUUUCAAUGAGAGCUCAUAAGCAGCUUCCUGCAGGGACCAAUAUCAGGCUAAUUCAUAAUUACAAUGAAGCUGCCGGAUGAUUUCCCUUUCCAUACCACUUGAUCUUCGCAGCUAUUUGAUUCCUUGAAGGUGGUUAACACAUUGAUGAACUGUGUAAACCAGUCAAGUGUCAAUUUCCUUGUCAUUAAGAUUUCUUCCGGAGGUUACGUCUCCUAUGUUGUUUGCGAGCUAUUGCAUAAAAGCAGGGGUUUUACCCUUUGUACAUUCAAAUGGUAGCGCUUGUCAUAAAAAAAAAUAGAUUUCUUCUGGAGGGUUAGAAAUGUUUUAUUGCAUA